AUUCAAACGCCAACAGAGCCAUGCGCUCGACACCACCGCGGCGAUCGGCGCGGACCCUACGAAGGGUAGCAUGCGCCUGUAUGGUCAUGGCCAUGGCAGCGACAACGCCUCAAGCUGUACAUGCCGCAGCCGAUGCGCCGAGCGCGGCCCUCGACGGCGGCGCUGGCGAACCUGCCCGUCCCAAGAACGUCGAGCACGUCACGCCCACCGGCGCAACGACAACGGUCAAGCGCAUCUCGAUCUCGCUGCCGAACAAGAAGACGCAAGUGGCCAACGACCCCAGCGGCCGCAAUGCUGCUGCGGACGCUCCAUCUGGCGCCGUGCAUGUGUCGACACGACACGAGGCCGAGGUCGUCGAAGUGCCCGUCGCCCCCGACGCAGCGAUCGAACCCUUUGAUGGCAUUCGAAGUACCAAGAUCUCGAAAGAGACUGGUCUCACCCUCGCAGAGCGUGUCGCUCGAGCGCAAGAUAUGGAGAAGAUGAUGGCAAAAGUCCACGACACGCUCCCAUCUGUUGACACAAUUGCAUUCGACAGCUUUGGGCGCUCGGGCGCCAUGGCCAAUGGAGACGUUGCAUCCAAAGAGCGUGAUACGACUGAUCUUGACGACAGAAGAGUGCCACUUCUCGCAGAUGCAAUCGACGGCGACGCAACACGUGACGAGCCUCAGAAGGUGGCUUGCGAUCCCGUACUUGCGUCGGCAAAAGACAAUGCGGGACCCUUGACUGCGCACCGGCGGCUGCAAGCAGACGAUCAACCGCUUGCGGGUGCCCCAUCGAAGCAGGGCGACGCGUCUGCUGAUGAUACGCCGCUCCAGAAGCCUCGCGCGAUCGAAGUGUCCAACGAGGCCCUUGACAAAGGCCCCCGCCCCCACCGUCUUCCCAACAAGGCCACGCCAAUCACAGCUUCACCGACGCACGACGAGCUCGCGUCAUGGGACUGGCAGGAAACGGUCAAUGCAUGGAUCGCGGCGGCCAGCGUGUCGCUGGAAGCAUCGAAGCACGCAUGUGCGUCCCACUUGCGCGCACUCGUCGCUGCUCUUAGUGACGCGUACGACGUGGGCGAAGCCGUCUUGUGGCUGAACGUGCACGCGACGCUCUCCUUCCUCACCGACGUCCGCGCGUCUUGUGACAAGCUCAUCGCCAACAGCGAAGACGCUCGUGUCCUUUUGCGCAACACGUGGGGCGCCCUCUUCCUCGGCGUCUUUGGCGCUGUCUUUGCUGGUUUCUACGUGCUCUUGAGCCACGUGCCCACGGUCGCUGUCGACUAUUACCGGACGCUCGACGACUUGGCCAAGGUCAAGGUCAAGCUCACGUCAGUCAUAGCCGUCGUGACAGCGCUCGUUGUCUUCAAGGCGCAGUGGUGGUUCUGGCUCGGUCUUGUCGUGCUCGGCCUCUUCUACUACUGGUCGGGCAACAAGACGGACGCGGCGCAAACCGUGCAUAGAAUAGCCCUUCGUCGCGCCCACUCGGUGUGAGCUAGCUACCUCGUACACACAUACUACAGUGAAAGAACCUGCAAUAUAGACGCCGCUUGCUGGCGUACUAGUAUAGAAGAACGCCCCCGACUUGCUUCUCGC
Messenger RNA from Saprolegnia diclina VS20, 1577 nucleotides. RefSeq lists its product as hypothetical. The record is from RefSeq and is a predicted model, not a curated record. NCBI's taxonomy places the organism in Eukaryota, Oomycota, Saprolegniomycetes, Saprolegniales, Saprolegniaceae. The transcript has a single exon. Bases 21 to 1475 code for a protein of 484 amino acids.